AUGUCGAGUUCCGAACAGGCCAGCACGAUAGCCGAAGAUCUAUCUAUCAAAAAAGAAACCGAGGCUAACCCCCAAACUGACAAUUCGAACACAAAUGCUGGCUCAAGCGACCUUGAUGCUGAGAAAGCUCCAUUCAACCCUCCCGGUAGUGACGCCCCCGAUGGCGGUGCAGCUGCCUGGCUCGUUGUGUUUGGUGCUUGGUGCACCUCAUUCUGCAGUUUUGGAUGGCUGAACAGUGUGGGAGUGUUUCAAGAAUACUACGAGGAUACGCUGCUCUCUGAUUACUCGGCGGGGACCAUAUCGUGGAUUCCAUCGCUGCAAAUAUUCUUCAUGAUGGGCAUGGGACCCGUUGUCGGCGCUAUUUAUGACCGUUAUGGACCGCGGCAUCUCCUUUUUUUCGGCAGUAUACUUCAUAUAUUCGGCAUCAUGAUGGCCUCUCUGGGUACUGAAUACUAUCAAAUCAUUCUUGCACAAGGACUAUGCUCCGCCAUUGGUGUCUCGGCAAUCUUCCAGCCUUCUGUCAACUGCACGGCUGGAUGGUUCAAUCAGAACCGUGGUGCAGCCUUGGGAGUUCUCUUUACCGGUUCGAGUAUUGGCGGCAUCGUUCUCCCUAUCGCGUUGACACAUCUCAUAAACGAAGUCGGAUUUGGCUGGUCCAUGAGAAUUUGCGCAUUUAUCAUGCUAUUUCUUCUGAUACUAGCCAAUCUGACUAUACGCCCCUACCGACCUCCUCAACAAACACAAAAAAUCACCUGGGCCCAGCUCGCCAAGCCGUUCAGAGAGACCCAGUUUAUUCUCAUCGUCAUCGGCUUCUUCCUUUUCAGCUACGGAUUCUUCGCAGUUGUGAAUUAUCUACCUGUUCAAGCCGUCAGCACGGGCAUGAACUCUAACUUGGUCCAGUACAUAGUUCCCAUCCUCAACGCCGGGUCACUGUUCGGACGUCUUUUCUCGGGAUUCCUAGGCGACAAGCUGGGUCGCUACAACAUCUUCAUCGUUGUCUGCUACCUCUCUGGCAUAUGGAUCCUGGCACUUUGGCUCCCCGACACAAGCACCGCCGCGCUCAUCGCGUUUUCUGCGCUUUUUGGCUUCUUUUCCGGUGCCUAUGUGUCUCUAAUCACGCCUUUACUCAUACAGAUCUCGCCAAUGGCAGAGAUUGGCUUUCGAACGGGCAUUGUCCUCUUUCUCAUUUCUCUUGGGGGCUUGACGACGAACCCUGUGAACGGGGCCAUUAUAGAUAGUUCUGCGGGUUGGUCAGGUUUGAAAAUCUUUUCGGGGGUGUUGUGUCUUGCUGGAACUAGUUUUGUGCUCGUUGCUAGGAUUAGACAAACUGGGUGGAAGGUAUUGGCGAGGUUUUGA
Talaromyces rugulosus is the source of this 1356-nucleotide messenger RNA. RefSeq lists its product as uncharacterized. The record is from RefSeq and is a predicted model, not a curated record. Gene Ontology annotation, molecular function: transmembrane transporter activity. Gene Ontology annotation, cellular component: fungal-type vacuole membrane. The transcript has 4 exons. Gene Ontology annotation, biological process: transmembrane transport. Bases 1 to 1356 code for a protein of 451 amino acids. NCBI's taxonomy places the organism in Eukaryota, Fungi, Ascomycota, Eurotiomycetes, Eurotiales, Trichocomaceae.